UUGAUGUUCAACGAUUAUGUUUAUUGCAAAAAUCACUUAAUGAUUUCAAUUUGUUAGUUUGCAUUAACAUGAAUGCAGCGCAAAGGAAGAAGUGCAUUACUGAAGAGAUGAAAAAGGAGGCGACGUGCAAGUUGGCUAAAUUGGAGACAUUGAAGAUUCGAGCAAUCAAUGAAAUUAGCUUUAUAUGUUCUUCUUUUAUUGAAACUUGUACUAAAGACCUUGAAUGUUUGCAGUCUUUAGUAAAUUAUGAGGAGACUAAAAAUCUUUCGUUUAGUUUGGACCAAAAAAUUACCAGAAUGUCGAAUUAUUUAACAGAACUUUCCUUACAUUGCCAAGAAAUGUUUGAAAAAGAUGGUCCAGAGGUUACCAAUGUGGGUGAAGCAGAAACAAGCAGCCCACUUAAGCUGAUGAGUUUUAAGGAACUGAAAGCCUGUCCAGCUAAUUCGAAAGCGGAAGUAAGCAUUUGUGAUCUGCCAUCCUUAGCAGACCUAAACAUAACCGAAGGUCUCGAGUUCUUGGAACUCUUAGAAACUGCUUAUAAGCCGAAGUCUGCAUCUUUUGAACAAACGGAUCAAUUCUGCAAGGCAGAAGGGAAGCGAGUCAUAUCAGGAAGGAAAGUUAAACCAGCUUCAACGGGUGAGCAUUUAGUCGUGCACCCAAAUCAACUAGAGCAACAUGCCACUCCUCGUUCAUCGGACCGAAUCUCGUCUCAUAGCACAGUUUCAGAACAUCAGGAAACUAGCUGUUCUAAGCCUCCUCCUCCCUUCAGUUUCAAACACCCCAAAACUUGCCCCGCAGUUGUCACACACGUCGAGUGUGUUAACUUGUUCUAUGUGCAAUUGACAGAGAUGAGACCGCAUUUGGAUAACCUUGAUGCCCAAAUGACGAAGCAGAUGUUUGACGGAAAAGAAAAGUUUGGAACGUUACUGGAGUGCAAAGUGGGAGGUCCUGCCGUUGUCUACUCGAACGAGUUUAAAAAUUUCUUCCGAGCUUGGACGAGACGUAUAUUGUCAGAUUCAAAUAUAGAAGUGUUUUACAUCGACUGGGGUAAUACGGACAUAGUCCCUCUGGAAAAUUGCUACACAAUGCCAGAACGCUUUUCUUCCUUGCCAGCCGGAACGAUUCCCUGUUGUCUUCAAAAACGACAAACCGGACCCUCAGAUCACGUUGAGUACACAUGGUCUCUGAACGCAAAAACGGCUUUUUCAAAAUCACUUUUAAACAAAGUGGUAAAACUUUCAAUUUUGAGAUUGCAUGGUCCGCCUUCGGAAUGUACGCAGGACCCUUAUCACAAAGUGGUGUAUGAUGUUACAAUAUCUCAGGGCGCAAAUAAUGAGGAUAUGUUUGAAAAACUGCUGUCUAAAAACUAUAAACCUCUUUGUCUAUAGCUAUAAAGGCGCUUUAGAGUUCAAAUUUUUCCCAAAUGAUUUACUAACUUCACUCACAAGAAAAUUGUUGAUUUUUGGUUUCAAAGCCGGAUCGGUUGCUGGUUCAACCAUUUAAAGCUCGCUGUUCUUUUACGCCUUCUACCUCUUUAUUUGAUCAAUCAUUCAAUGGAUAUUAUUAUGUGCAGUUGAGAAUUGUUUGUAUGUGGCAAUAUUAUCUUUUUCGAGAUGAAGCGAUAGAAAACGCGAAUGUAAUUUUGUGUUCUUUUUGUUACGUUACCCUGUAAUUGGAAUUAAAUUUGCCAAAUGCCAAUCAAAAGUGAUUGAUUGGCUUCAGCAAAUGUGUGAAUCUUAGAUUCUUUGUUUGAAUACAGUGCUGAUUUAAAUUAUCCGGACAAAACGAACAAAACUUAAAUUUUCAA
Molecule: messenger RNA, 1807 nt
Organism: Symsagittifera roscoffensis
Lineage: Eukaryota; Metazoa; Xenacoelomorpha; Acoela; Convolutidae
Exons: 3
Coding region: 69-1388 (439 amino acids)
Source: RefSeq, a predicted model, not a curated record